UACAUAUUUUGUGGAGUCUUCUAACCCUUCAUCUAAUCUCCUACUUUGACAUUCGAGUCUGUCAUUUCUGUGUGAACUUUGAUCACCCUGUCAACCGAGCACUCAUUGCUAUGACACGUUUCACGAAAACAAUAAAAGAAUGGACACAGCAAUCGAAACGAACGACUUCGGCCAGGACCGGUUAUUGAGCUUAUCUGGCGAAGAAGAUGGUCGACAAGAGACGGCUCAACUGAUCAGGAAGGUGUACUGCUUGCUCUUUUUAAGGAUUCUGUGCUUGACGGUGAUGGAGUGCUACGCCAUCUACGACGAAUCAAUCAGUGCCUUCUUCUCGGGAUCAGGUGGCGGUGUCGUUAUUGUCAUGAUCUGGUUAAUUCAAAUCAUUCUAUCCGGCUACACGUCGUUAUCGAACCGUUUGGGACCCGACAAUCCAUCCAACCAAAAUCGAUUCGUUGCCUUAAACGUCAUGGAGUGCCUAGUUUAUUCUGGAGCUGCAUCCAAUCUCUACCACUUGGAAAAGAUUCAGCUUAUUGAUGUUUUGAUUCUCAACGGCUCGCUGGCCAUCUUUCACUUGGGUCACGUGCUAUUUUUCUUGAAUCCUUGGCUAUGCUACCACGGGCUUUACGGAGCAUUUCACGCUGCUCUGUGCAUCGGAACGCCUCUGCUAGCGCUCAAUGUGAGCUUCUUACACGCAGCUUCCGGUAGUGAUCCGUCAGAGAGAGAUGAUCCAUCUCGUGGCAAUUGGCAGUCGGUUGAGAUUGCGUGCGUGGGCCUGAUGUGCUGUUUGUGGUAUUCGCUGGAGACGCACGUUGUCGUCUGGAAGAGACAUCGCUUCCGCUUCGAACAACAUCAGGAUUGCUCUUUCGUCAUGUUAUGUUUCGCUUACGCCGACGUUUGGAAUGUUAUGGCCAAGUGCAGGUUCUUCGUAACCAAAUCGAGUGAAACGGCUACGCAGAAUGGCAAAGUCGCAAACACGCGUGCAAACGCUGAACGGCUACUUGCCGGUUGACUUCCGACUCUUUUCAUUUCGCAUCGGUUUUUUUUUAAGUAACUAGGAGUAUAAGCGGAUGUGUGCCUCUUAUGGAUUCUUGGAAUGGUUACCUCUCCUUUACAACGCAUAACUACGACGGAAGGAACUCGCACGUGAUCUUGGCUCACAAAUCGAUCAACCGACAGUCGGAACUCGUGCCGUUCCUAUUUUCCGACUGAAUUCGAAAUAUGUAUAUAACCGACACCGAGCAUUCCAUGGUUCCACUUGCGCUGAAAAAAAAACGGGAUAAACAAAACAGCCAUUAAUCAAUGUGUUCUUUUCAUUUUAGCUCAUUAUCUCUAAGGAGACAUGUUUUUUUUUUCUUAGGGGCUGAUAAUGCUUAUUA
Daphnia carinata is the source of this 1373-nucleotide messenger RNA. RefSeq lists its product as uncharacterized. The record is from RefSeq and is a predicted model, not a curated record. The coding region runs from base 140 to 1006 and encodes 288 amino acids. NCBI's taxonomy places the organism in Eukaryota, Metazoa, Arthropoda, Branchiopoda, Diplostraca, Daphniidae. The transcript has 4 exons.